Molecule: messenger RNA, 3725 nt
Organism: Oryza sativa Japonica Group (Japanese rice)
Lineage: Eukaryota; Viridiplantae; Streptophyta; Magnoliopsida; Poales; Poaceae
Source: RefSeq, a predicted model, not a curated record
AAAGAAAAGGCAGAUAUCAAAGUACACUGUAGCCCCUACUGAUCUAUAUAAAGGCGAGACAAUAGGAGAGAGCAUUGGGCCCCAAAUCCAGAUCUCUUUUGAGUUUUGAGACACAAAACCACAAGAGAAAACUCAAAACUCCACCGAGAAACGGAAGGGAUCGAUCGAAAAUGAAAUCGUAAGAAGCAAAUAGCUUGAACCAGUAGUAGUAGUAGUAAGCUAGCGAUCGAUGGCGGCGUACCGCGGCCGGCGGGACUACGGUGGCGGGUGGUGGUCGGCGUCGGCCGGCUCGGGGAGGAUGACGCUGGCGGCGGUGAUGGCGACGAGGGCGCCGCGGCCGGCGUUUAUCCGGCGGGAGGCGAUCCGGGCGGCGGAGGCGGCCGCGGACGAGGUGGUGUUACGGGUGCAACCCACGGAGGAGGCGGAGCGGACGCGGCAGGGCAUCAUCGGCUACCUCAAGCUGCUCUUCGGCACCGCGCUCGGCUGCGAGGUCUUUGCAUUUGGAUCUGUUCCUUUGAAGACCUACCUCCCUGAUGGGGAUAUUGACAUAACUAUACUUGGGAACACAGCUCCGGACAGCACUUUCAUUAGUGAGGUUCGUGGUAUACUUGAGUUAGAGGAGCAGGAAGAUGGUGCUGAUGUUGCAAUCACGGGUUUGCAAUUCAUCGAUGCUGAGGUAAAGCUCAUCAAAUGUGUUAUUGACAAUAUUGUUGUUGACAUCUCGUUCAACCAAAUUGGUGGGGUGACCACACUCUGUCUUCUUGAGCUGGUUGACCAUGAAGUUGGGAACGACCAUCUGUUCAAGAGGAGCAUUAUGCUAAUCAAGGCUUGGUGUUACCAUGAAAGCCACAUACUGGGAGCUCAUCGUGGACUAAUAUCUACUUAUGCCUUGGAAGUUCUUGUUCUUUACAUAUUCAAUAUAUUUCACAAAUCGCUGCAUAGUCCCUUAGAGGUCUUGUAUAAGUUUUUGGAAUAUUUUAGCAAGUUUGACUGGGAUAAGUAUUGCAUAAGUUUAAAUGGUCCUGUUCCUUUGUCAUCCUUGCCCAACCUAACUGUUGAACCUUCAGGGAUACAUGAUGAAUUACUGUUUGGCCCUAAUGGCUCGUGUGAUAGACUUAUUGUACUUAAAAAGGAUUCUGAUGGAUCUAACAUGAAUUUUCGCCCGAAGUAUCUAAACAUAAUUGACCCAAUAAAGUCCAGUAAUAAUCUUGGCAGAAGCGUCAGCAAAGGAAGCUUUUACCGCAUACGAGGUGCUUUCUCAUUUGGUGCACAAAACCUGAGUCAAAUUCUCAUGUUACCUACUGACCUUAUUCCUACUGAAAUCUUUGGAUUUUUUGUGAACACCUUGAAGAGCCAUGGAAGAGGAAAAAGAUCAGACGUUGGCAAUAAUGGUUCAUUCGAACCGUCACUUGAUCCUGAAAGUGAAUAUGCACUUUGGGAAGAUUCAUCAGACGUAAAAGAAUCUGAUAUGAGUGAAGAUGAAAAUAGAAGUCCUGAUCUGCAGAGGACUUCAGAUAGUUGUUUUUACAACAAGGUCUCAGGAGACAGUUUCAGUAGCCACUCACCAUUUUCCCAAGAGAAGGGCAACAACAUGAAACGACACUACGACUGUGCAAGAGAGGAAUAUUUACCCCUCGGUAGAUCAUCUAUGGAGCAACAUAUUUAUGCGAACAACCAGUCACAAAUAUUGACUCCCUCUACUCGUAUAAAUACUUUGGAUAUUUCCAAUUCUUGCCCAGCUGAGACAAAUAGGAGCGAUCUCCAUGAAGAAAAACUGCCACUUUCUCAUUUUUCACCAUCAAAUUUGUUGGAUCUAUCAGGAGAUCUGGAUUUGCACUUAGAAUGCCUUCGAAAAGUUCAGUACCACCUGGAGUCCAUGUUUGAUUGGUUGAUUCAGGAAGCAAGUUUUUCUGGCGCAGUAAACAAUGACUCCUUCAAUAUUCCAACCCAGAGCAGCUUCUCAAAUACUGAUGGAAGGGCUCUAAGGCCAUUGUUAGUUUCAUCUGCUUAUACCCAGAGAGGGAACCUAUCUCGAGUUUACUGUUCGCAUAGCACAAGAGAAAUUUCUCAGAAAUCAGUAUCACGCACUGAGGUCCAAGUGAAUGCGGUUUGUCAGCAGAAUGUGGCAUUGCCCUCUGGAACAAAUAACAGAUUGGCGUUGCCUCCAUCUCCUGUCGCUGAUUCUGAGAAAUCUCCAGUUUCUCCGCUCCAUAACACAGUGGAUAUUGUUGGGACGCAUGGAGCUGGCAUGCAUACUCUCAAUAAUGUAUCAUUGCUUUCUGGAACAGAUGUAUUAUCCAAUGCAUUCGCACAGCUUUCAUUUCCUGCAGUUAAUUCAGUUGACUAUAAAUAUUGUUGGUCUUAUACCACAACAAAUAAUCGUGCGACAUCAAGUCAAAAAACAAACCGUGGGAAGGGUGGAACUGGCACAUACAUUCCCAGAAUGAAUUAUCAUACUUACAAGGAACGCAUAUUCUAUUAUAAUGGAAGAAGCCAGAGAGAAAUGUUACCAGAUCGGCCGUUCAAGAUUAAAACUAACCCAAUUGGCUACAUUCGCCGGCGCAGUUCGCCUGAAAUGGGAUGUUCAAGUUCAAGCAAUGGCGGUAUUACAUUUGAAAAUACAAGUCAUACACCAUCAAAGAAACAGGAUCACUCAAGCAAAAGUACAGUUACAGCUGAAGGAAGUUUUGCUCAGGAGAGAGCACCAGCAAGCCAGGAAUGGAAUAUUUGCACAAACAUGAACAUGGUUGACAGCCAAAAACCUGGUAAUGAUGAAGACCUUGUCAGACCAAACAAUGAAUCAAGGGAACUACGGACACUCCAUCCAUCAGAAGUGCAAAACAGGGAAAUGACGGCAUCAUCAUCAUCUAGUGUGGAGCUUCCUCAUUGUGUUGGCAAUGGUCUCCAAGAAUCCAAUACAUCUCAGCCAUCCUCACCUGCAACUGAGGCUUCUUCUCCAAUCAAAACAUCACUAGUCGAAGGUCUUGAGUUUGGAUCUUUCGAACCUAUCUUAGGUACUAGUUUUCUCUGCGAAAAGUUUUGCGAAGAAUUCCCACCUCUGCCUGCUAGAAAGUGGCCUGCAGUAGCCGCUGUUUCAACGCCUGUGACUGUGAGCUCUUCGCCUGCUGAAACAGGAAGCAAGCCAGAAGGGCUCUACCAACUGAGAGAUGAAGCUGACUUCCCUCCUCUCAAGGCUGGUGCUCGCAAUGGAUUUAAUCAUAGAGUUGGAAGAUGAAGGAUGCUUUACUAGCUUGCUUCAGGAGAAGUCUGAUAUCGUACAAAGCUUGGAUGCUAUUCCAAUCGUAAUAGCAUGCUUUCAGCUGUCUGAAACUCCAAUAAUCCUUAGUGAUACAAUCAUUAGGUCUUUAAGUGUUAACUCCUGGUAGGAGCCUUAAUUGUAAAAGAACUAGCUCAUCUUUUUAGCUUUUAUAACCCGAAAAAAAUGUUUAAAAAAUAAAAUAAUACGAAAAUGCUCACAAAAAAAGAACUACCACCUUUGUAGAUCCGUCGUUUUAACUUUUUAAGAUUAAGAGAAGAAAAAUGAUGGAGUACAGUGUUUAGGUGCACCUAUUGUUUCUUUGUGCUUCAUCGUGAUAUAUUUACCCUUUGCAUGGUAUUUGUUGAAGUACUACCUCCUUCACCAAAUGUUUGAUGUUUGAACUUACCAAAGUAAAAAAAAAUAAAAAGAAAAAAGAAAAGAGGAGGGAGUAUAAUUUUCUCUGAUA